AUGAUUUUAAAAAAGAUUUCACUUUCCUGUCAAACACUUGUACGUUUCUGUCAUUCAAAUGUUAAAUGGAAGGAUAGAGUAUUCUCUGGGAUUCAGCCUACAGGGACCUUGCAUUUAGGUAAUUACUUUGGUGCUGUAUCCAAGUGGGUUCAACUACAAAAUGAAAACAGAGAAGUCAUAUUCAGCAUUGUUGACAUGCACUCCAUUACUUUGCCAUAUAAUACCAAGGAAUUAGAAAAAAAUGUCCUUCUUAUGGCGGCUAGUCUAAUUGCAUGUGGAAUUGAUCCUGAAAAAAGCACCCUAUUUCUGCAAUCUCAGGUACCUGAACAUACACAAUUAAGUUGGGUUCUUGGAUGCUUAACAACAAUGCCUAGAUUGGGCCAGUUGCCUCAAUUUAAAGAAAAGUCUUCAACUUUGAAAGAUGUUCCCCUUGGUUUGUACUUAUAUCCAGUUUUGCAAGCUGCAGACAUACUUUUAUAUAAAGCAACUAAAGUACCAGUCGGCGAAGAUCAAAUUCAACACUUGCAGUUAGCUCAUAGUUUAGCUCGAACAUUUAACAAACGCUUUGGUAACACAUUUCCUGUACCUGAAGUUCUUAUUCAACAAAAUUGCUCUUCAAGGAUAAGAAAUCUUCGUGACCCUAUGAAAAAAAUGUCUAAGUCUCAUCCAGAUCCUCGUGGAAGAAUAGAAAUUACGGAUGAACCAGAUGUCAUUGUAGAAAAAGUGAAAAAAUCUGUUACAGAUUGUACAUCUAAAAUAACAUAUGAUCCUGAAAAUAGACCAGGUGUUUCAACACUUUUAACUAUGCAUUCACUUAUUUGUGGACUAUUGCCAGAAGAAAUUUGUGAAGAAAAUUCGCUGUUGGACACUGGACGGUAUAAACAUAUAGUAGCAGAAGCGUUAGUUGAAAAAUUUACGCCUAUUCGUCAGGAGAUAUUAAAAUUAAUAGAUUCACCGGAAUAUUUGAGUAAAGUACUACAAGAAGGACAACAGAAAGCAAAUUUAAUUGCUUCAAAUACAUGGCAGGAAGUAGCUUCAAAAAUUGGCACAAUACCAAGCAAUUAA
Macrosiphum euphorbiae (potato aphid) is the source of this 1065-nucleotide messenger RNA. Lineage: Eukaryota; Metazoa; Arthropoda; Insecta; Hemiptera; Aphididae. The record is from the annotation of a GenBank genome assembly.